Nilaparvata lugens (brown planthopper) is the source of this 468-nucleotide messenger RNA. RefSeq names its product protein PXR1-like. The coding region runs from base 1 to 468 and encodes 155 amino acids. The transcript is spliced from 4 exons. The record is from RefSeq and is a predicted model, not a curated record. Lineage: Eukaryota; Metazoa; Arthropoda; Insecta; Hemiptera; Delphacidae.
AUGAAAGCAGAAAAAAAGAGAAGACAGGGAAAGGAGGAGGAAGAAGCCGAAGAAGAAGAAGAAGAAGAAGAAGAAGAAAACAGUGAGGAACAAGAGGAGAAGGGGAAGGAGAACGAGAAGAAGCAAAAGAAGAAGAGGAAGAAGGAAAGAAAGAAGACAAAGAAAACAAUAAAGGAGGAAACGGGGAAGAAGAUGGAGAAGGAAAAGAAGAAGAAGAAGAAGAAGAAGAAGAAGGAGAGGAGAAAGAAAACCAUGAAGAAGAAAACGUGGAAGAAGAUGGAGGAGGAGAAGUUCAUCUGGACUCGGCAAGCACUUCACGUUGAUGCUUUCACCAAAAUAGUACUCUCAUGUCCACUAUUCAUCCAAGAAUUCAUCCGAGAAUUCAUUCCAGAAUUCAUCCAAAAGUUCAUUCAAGAAUUCAUUCCAGAAUUCAUCCAAGAGUUCAUCCAAGAAUUCAUUCAAAUCUGA